UUCCAUGGAUGUUUUGUUUACUACGCUCUUCGGGGCAAGACAGCUUUUCUCUUCCUUGUAGCCAGCAGCUAACUCACAUUCCUGCUGACAGCACAGAAACUAGGUGUGUGUCAGCUGACAGUUGUGUGAUGCUAGCACAGUAACUUUGGGCGAUUAGCAAACAGAUACUUUGCUGCUAAUUAAGCGGUCAUCGAGGUGCGAUUUAGAGUGUGAGUGGAGCGUUAAUUAUGUGGAGGAGAGGGGGAUGUACAUAAAAAAAAAAAAACUCAAGUGGCUGUUGUAGCGUUAGCGAGCUAGCAGCUAUCUCAGUAGCAACCGUAGCUAGCAGGCGGCUCCCAUGGACGGCAUUAAAGUGGCAGCUUUUCUUCUGAAGACCCUGUAGGCGGCUUACGCUAAGAUAAAUGUUGGCUCAAUGGCCAGAACGGAGCUGAGCAAUGGACUUAAUUUGCGAGACAACCCAGAGAAGCUGACAGAAAAUGGAACGGGCUCCUCGCACGGAUUAGACCCAGAGGUAAACGGCAAUGUCGUCCCCGGAGAGACCCAGGUGGACAAGUACGGAUUCACAGGAGGAGCCCAGCAAUACGCUGGAGACUCUGCUGAAGAGGUCCCAACUGAGGUGUUGAGACAGCGGGAGGCAAAAUGGUUGGAGAUGCUCAACAGCUGGGACAAGUGGAUGGCCAAAAGACACAAGAAGGUGAAAGAGCGCUGUCAGAAGGGGAUCCCUCCAUCCCUGAGAGGCCGAGCUUGGCUCUACCUUUCUGGAGGCAAAGUGAAAAGGGAGCUAAACCAGGGCAAGUUCCAGAAACUGGACGAGGAGCAAGGAGAUCCCAAAUGGGUUGAUAUCAUUGAGCGGGACCUUCAUCGACAGUUCCCUUUCCAUGAAAUGUUUGCAGCGAGAGGAGGUCACGGGCAGCAGGACCUGUUUCGUGUGCUGAAGGCUUACACUCUGUAUCGGCCUGAUGAGGGUUACUGCCAGGCUCAGGCUCCCGUCGCUGCUGUACUUCUGAUGCAUAUGCCAGCUGAGGAUGCUUUCUGGGUUCUUGUUCAGAUUUGUGAAAAAUACCUUCCUGGAUACUACAGUGCAGGGCUGGAGGCGAUCCAGCUCGACGGGGAGAUUCUGUACGCUCUGCUGCAGCAGGUUUCCUCUGUGGCCUACCGUCACUUAAAGAAGCAGAAGCUGGAGCCCACCCUGUGCAUGACCGAGUGGUUCAUGUGCAUCUUCUCUCGCACUCUGCCGUGGGCCUCGGUGCUGCGCGUCUGGGACAUGUUCCUGUGUGAAGGAGUGAAGAUCCUCUUCAAAGUGGGCCUGGUCCUCCUCAAAUGCACGUUGGGAUCCCAGCAGAAACUGAAGGACUGCCAAAGUCUCUAUGAGACAAUGGAGCUGCUCCGAGCAAUAAAUCCAGAGUACAUGCAAGAAAGUUUCCUGGUGCAUGAGAUUAUCGAGUUAACGAUAUCCGAGACAAAGAUUGAGAAGGAGCACAAUGCUCAGCUCCGGCGCUGGAAGGAGAGUCACGGAGAUCUGCACUGUAAAUCCCCUCCCAGGAUGCACGGGGCUAAAGCCAUCAUGACCUCUGAGCCACACAGCAAACAACACCUGAAACAAAGACCUGCCAUCACCGUGGAGUCUCCCUUGGCACCCAAGACAGAUGUGAAUGAAGAAAAUGCAGCCACAAGAAGUAGAAAGACUAAGGAUGAAGAUGAGAUGAAGACAGCAUUCCCUUCACAGGAGCUGAUUAAUCCUUACGCUCCUUCCUCUGACCCCUCACCUCUCUUCGAACAUAUAACCCUAAAAGGGUCCAAAGAGAGUCUGAGCAGUGUAGAGCAAGACACCUACCUGUAGCAGGAGAAGAUUUAUCACAGUUUACAAACAGCAGUAAGUCCAUACAGGCCUAACCAAGCAGUGACAUGACGACACCUUUCAGUGUGUCUGGGGCAAAAAUAAAACUGAGAUGUUUGUGAAUUUUUACAUAAGUUUGUAAAACUGAACGCCAGCUAAGCAGCUAGGCUAAGCAGCUGCUGAAGUCAUUUCACUCACACAGGUUGCUAUGCUUUUUAACUACAUCCUACAGCCACAUUUGUAAAGUGGAACUCAGAGGUGUCAUUUCCAGGGACCAGCAGCAGAUGACGACAAUGUGUGACGCCGAUAAAUUAGGUUUUAUUCCUGCAGGCAGGCGUUUGAACUUGGGGCUAUUUUGCCCAUCUCCAUUGGGCUUUAACAACAAAAAAAGAUGAACCUCAUAAUCACUCAUGUAAACACAUAAAUGUCUAGUCCUGAUUCCCCCAAGUUUAAUUCAAACUCUAAAAGAUAAACAAUGAAGAAGAAAAAAGAAUUAGUGAGUGCAUGAUCAAAUUCGCCUGCUUUCACCUCUAAUGCCACCAGUAUGCUUGAGCCACUACUGGAGUUCUGUGAGUGUAAUCACAAUGCAACGUUAAAGUACUAAAUAAUUAGAAAUAGCCCACUGGAGAAUAGUCACAUGUGGCAAAAGAUUUUAAUGACACCCGUCGGUAAUGUUGACAGGGUCACUAAUGCUUAUUACGCUGUGCGCCUUCUUGAAAAGAGAAGAACGUAUUCUUUAUAUAUAAAGUAUAUGUUCUCUUAUUUAUCACAGAGUUGGGAAGUUCCAUAAGUAGAAAAUUAUAAAGCUCAAAUAGGUUUUGUUGCUCCAUACAUUUGCAUACAGAAUUGCUUCAGAGCAGCUCUCUUGAUGGUAAAGGCUGCUGAUCUCUCCCUUUGGAGAAAAAAAGCUUGUAGCUAACUGUUAACACCUCCUGCUAGUUACCUCUUAAAAGCAGCACUCUGAUUAUCUCCCAUCUUUUAAAACAUUGAGUCUUAAUUAUUGAGUUUUUUGCCAGGAGCUCUUUGCUUUUUUCCCCAGACUUCCUUUUUGCCUACAGUCACUACGUUGCCAUCGGAUAGAUUUGUAUCGUUAGUCUCAGUUAUUCGCACUAAAUCGCAGACGCACAGUUUUUACGCGUGCACUCUGCAGAGUCUGUAGUGCUGCCUCAGUGAGUCAGUCUCUGCUGUCACUGAACACUAGAGGGCGUCCUGAGAUUAUCUCUCAGCCUCCGUCAGUGAGCAGCAGCCUUUGUCUUACAGGGGAAAAAGGAGAGGAAAAAACCGACGCAAGCUGUUUGACACUCAAAUGAAGGACGAUAGUUCAGGGACAUUUUGUGCCACUAAGCCAAAGAUUUGUAAAGUUUAUUUUUUAAGAUGUAUUCGUGGAAGUAAUUCAGUUGUGUCUGACAGUAUUGUCAGUUUGGGAGUGCGUGGAGUUUUUAUUUAUGUUGUAAAUGAAACAGUAUAAGCUGUUUUUGUACAAUUACACUUUAAAGGUUUCAUCUGCUUUAAAUUUGUAUAAUUAUUACAAUAAAAGAAAAGGAGCGCACUAGAGGGUUGUUCUCUGCGGCUAAAGCCGAUGGAGCUGUAAACCUUUGACGGUGACGUGUAAAUACUUGUAUAAAACAGAGAUGCUGCAAGUGAAGAAAAAUUCGAAAUGAACUGGAAAAACAGGCAACGUUUAACAUUACCAGCAAAAGAUGUGGCUUUAUUUGGAGUUACCACCAUACCUUUGGAGAUUAUUUUCAGUCGAUGAUUUCUAUAAUGGAAAAUGGUUGUGGGUAUGUGUUGACUUUUAAACACUCAAAUGUUGUAAAGCAUAUGCUACGGGUUCAUUUUAAAAAAUUUGUUCUGAGGCACUGUUUACUUGUGAUGCCCUGUGGAGCUUUUUAAAGUCACAUUGGAGAUUUUAAAACUUUGAUUUUUGUGGGGUUUUUUUGUUUUUGUUUUGUUUUUUUAACCAAUACUUCAACGGUUUCUGCAAAAAGCUGUCCUGAAGAGUUAAUUUUGGUCCAGGGAAGGAAUUUGAAUAAGUUAACCGGUCGUUUUAAAGAGUAAGAACGUUUAGUUUGCUUUCCAUCCACUGGAAAAUGCACACUCCACUAAGUUGAUAAGAUGCUGCUUAUUAUUAAUCGUUGCAACAGUUAUAUUUUGAAACAACAGAGCAUUUAUUUUGAUAGGGGCAUGUAGAUUUCUGAUAUUUUGCCUCAUUUGAUUUAAAAUGUGUAUUUUUUUUCCACCAAAUUCCAUUUAAAUCAAUAAAACUUGAACAGGUA
This is a messenger RNA of Maylandia zebra (zebra mbuna), 4113 nucleotides long. Its product is annotated as TBC1 domain family member 10A. Gene Ontology annotation, biological process: regulation of GTPase activity. The record is from RefSeq and is a predicted model, not a curated record. Gene Ontology annotation, molecular function: GTPase activator activity; small GTPase binding. NCBI's taxonomy places the organism in Eukaryota, Metazoa, Chordata, Actinopteri, Cichliformes, Cichlidae.